Sinocyclocheilus rhinocerous is the source of this 474-nucleotide messenger RNA. RefSeq names its product RNA-directed DNA polymerase homolog. The record is from RefSeq and is a predicted model, not a curated record. The coding region runs from base 1 to 474 and encodes 157 amino acids. Lineage: Eukaryota; Metazoa; Chordata; Actinopteri; Cypriniformes; Cyprinidae. The transcript has a single exon.
AUGGAAAGGGCUGGAGUAAUCGAGCCAUCUAACAGCCCGUGGGCAGCCCCAACUGUGCUCGUCAAAAAGGACUCCUCCUGGCGAUUUUGCAUGGACUAUCGUCGCUUAAACGCGGUCACGAGAAAAGACUCUUACCCGUUACCACGAAUCGAUGACACCUUGGACUAUAUCGCGGGGUCUAGUUGGUUUAGCUCCCUUGACCUCCAGAGUGGGUACUGGCAGGUGGAGUUGGCUCCGGAGGCCAAACCAAAGACUGCCUUCACCAUUGGCCAGGGGCUAUGGCAGUUCUGUGUAAUGCCAUUUGGCCUUUGUAACGCUCCAGCCACCUUCUCCCGGUUGAUGGAACAGGUCUUGACAGGUGUCUCCCACCGUUGCUGCAUGGUGUAUCUGGAUGACCUGUUGGUGCAUGCACCAGACUUUGAAGGGGCACUACAGCAUCUCCUGAAGAUCAAGAAGGGGAAGGGGAAUACCUGA